This is a messenger RNA of Aphanomyces astaci, 1063 nucleotides long. RefSeq lists its product as hypothetical. The transcript has a single exon. Gene Ontology annotation, cellular component: eukaryotic translation initiation factor 2B complex; guanyl-nucleotide exchange factor complex. The record is from RefSeq and is a predicted model, not a curated record. Gene Ontology annotation, molecular function: translation initiation factor activity; guanyl-nucleotide exchange factor activity. The coding region runs from base 17 to 985 and encodes 322 amino acids. Lineage: Eukaryota; Oomycota; Saprolegniomycetes; Saprolegniales; Verrucalvaceae. Gene Ontology annotation, biological process: biosynthetic process; cytoplasmic translational initiation.
AUUAUCCUCAAUCAUCAUGGCCGAGUUUCAAGCGGUGAUCCUUGCCGGCGGCAGCGGCGUCCGACUGUACCCGCUCACGGAAGAGACCCCGAAACCACUUCUCCUCUUGAACGAUCGCCCUCUCCUGUACUACCAGCUGGCGCUGUUGGAGAAAUCUGGGUUCUCGGACGUGCUCGUGAUCACAACCACCGAGAUGAAGGACCAAAUUUGCGACUACAAGCUUCGUCAAUACGACGGCAAGAUCGGAAUCGACGUGGUGGCCGUUGAAGGGGACGUUGGUGAGACUGCGGAUGCCUUGCGCGCUGUGUCCGACCGUAUUCGGUCGGACUUUAUCGUUAUCGCCGGGGACCUUGUUACAGAUUGCGUACUCCAGCACGUGGCCGACUUGCAUCGCAUCAACGACGCCAGUGUCACGAUGCUUCUCAAGCAGGAAGUGAUUGGAGAGCCCGUGAAAGGCUCCAAGUCCAAGGAUAAACCACGCCGCGACCGUGAAAUGAUCGACUGCAUCGGGCUCGUCGACUCGGACUCGCGCGUGGUGCACAUCGCGCACUCGAUCUUUGCGAACGACGACAUGGAAGGAAGCGAAGACGUGGAAAUGCCGUUGGCUCUAUUGAAACGUCGGCCGCGCAUCAACAUGCGCACGGACCUGUACGACGCUCACGUGUACAUCUUUCCCCACUGGGUCCUGGACCUGCUCCACGAAAAGAAACACAUUGCCAGCAUCAAGGCCGACCUCAUUCCGCAUUUGGUGCGCCGGCAAUUCCGCGGCGCCCAAGCACUGGCCGAGUCGGUGCGGGGAAAGCUGCAGUGUCCGCAACACGUGGCCAACCGCCUGAGCGUGUCCUGCGGCAGCAAAGACGACGAUGACGUGAUGAAAGUGUUUGCGUACAUUUUGCCCUCCAAUGCGUACUGUGAACGAGCAGACACGAAAGAAGCGUACAACGCCAUGACCAAAGAAAUCAAGUCCAAAUGGAGACUCCAAUAGGGAGAGAUACGAUAUUUCAUCGAAUUUAGCGUGAAUUGGUAGGUAUAUCACGAAAAAAAGAACCAAAUUUGACUCACA